Messenger RNA from Archocentrus centrarchus (flier cichlid), 1662 nucleotides. RefSeq names its product nectin-2-like. Gene Ontology annotation, biological process: homophilic cell-cell adhesion; heterophilic cell-cell adhesion. The record is from RefSeq and is a predicted model, not a curated record. Gene Ontology annotation, cellular component: adherens junction. The coding region runs from base 1 to 1338 and encodes 445 amino acids. NCBI's taxonomy places the organism in Eukaryota, Metazoa, Chordata, Actinopteri, Cichliformes, Cichlidae. The transcript has 9 exons.
AUGCCCAGGGGAGGGGCUUGGAAUGGCUUAACCUACAGUAAAAAAACCACAUGUGCAAGCACUCCAGUGGAUUCACCACCUGCUGGAGGGGUCAUAGAGGUCCAGUGCAGUGUGGAUCAGAUGCCGGUCAAAGAAACGGUUCACUAUCAUGAACCAACUCCGUUCGUUCACUUCAAAGAGCCGGUUCGUUCACGACCGACCCAUCAGCGUUUGUCUCCAAAGUCUCUCCGGGUGAUUGGCGGAAAUGCGACAGUGGUUCAAGGAGGUACCGCUAUCUUACCGUGCCACGUCAUUGAUACCAAUGAUGACCUGACACAGAUUACCUGGCAGAGGAGGACUAGAGAAAAACCUGACAAUGACAAUUUUUAUACUAUCAUACCCAAAGGUGGACCAUUGUUUGUCAAUGGGCAUGAUCAUCGAUUUAAAUAUAUUGGGAAUUUUAAUGCCAAAAACGCCACACUCCAGUUAUCCAAUGUUACCCUGAAGGAUGAAGGCAGCUACACGUGCAUCUUCACCUUGUUUCCCAGUGGAAAUCAGAAGACUGAGAUUCCUCUAAAAGUAUUUGUGCCUCCUUCCACAAGCGUCGAGGACAAUCUUCCCACUUUGGGUACAGAAGAGGUUUUAUUUGCUACCUGCACGGCUGCUGGUUCGAGGCCUCCUGCAGAGGUGAGGUGGCUCACUGGUACUUUGGCAGAAAAAGUGAGGACAACGACAAACUCCACCCAGUACGACAACGGUACGACCACCACAGUCAGCUCUCUGUUUGGUGUACCUACGAGAGAGAUUAACCGUCACCUGGUCCAGUGUGUCAUCAGCGGUGACUCCCUGUCUACAGAAGUAACUCUGCCCUUCACCAUACAGGUCUACUUCUCUCCCACAGAAGUGGACAUCAGAGUGAUUUCAGAGCACUCAUUUGAGUGUGUGACAGAAGCCAACCCAAAUGCAAACUUUACAUGGAGCAGAUCUGGUCAGUCUCUGCUGCAGUCUGCAGUCAAAGUAGAAGCUGCAAAGCUACAACUGCUGAGUCUGACCUCUGACCUAAAUGGCCUCUAUCAGUGUGAAGCAUCUAACGCAUAUGGAAGAAAUCACGCUCAGCUCUAUGUGCACGUGGCAUCAGGAGCAUGCGCUGCUGCAUGGGCCUUAUUUGGUGUUUUGCUUUCCCUGAAUGUUGUUGGAGCUGCGGCAUGGUACCUUUAUAAAUCCGGACAUUUUCAGAGGUUUUUUCCUAAUAUUGCGCGUGAUGGUGGGCAGCCUGACUUGACCCCUCCCAGGAGAGCGGAAGAUGUUCACAGACAAGAACGUGAAGAACUGCAGAUAGGGCAAGAGGCACCUCUCUGACAGCUGUGGAAGCAAAAGAUGGGCAACAUGAAGGCUCCAACAUCACCGCAGAGAAAGCUGGUUAAUGAACAGAACAAAAGGUGGAAGUUUUUGGUGUCCAUUUAUAUCCCUGUUUCCAUUUCAUUUAUGUUCUCCUAGUUUAUAUUGAAGUUUAUGUGUUGCUGGUACCAUACGUCUAAAUUACAGUAAUGUGCACUGAUGCCUGCUUGAUGAUAGAAAUAUACAGGUGCUGGUCAUAAAAUUAGAAUAUCAUGAAAAAGUUGGUUUAUUUCAGUAAUUCCAUUCAAAAAGUGAAACAUCUUCCUCUUCACAACAGCCCAUAAA